CCAAAUCGCCUCGACCUUUUUUCGGCCUCUUCCUCCUCCUCCUCCUCGAACCUCUCACUCUCUCCAUCGACCCCCUCUUCUGGGUUUCUCGCUCCGCCGCGGGUGUCGAAUUAUACGGCGAGGGCGAGAUCGGCGUCCUCUGCGGGAACCUUUUCCUCCGUCGUACGAAGCUGUGCUGUCUGAGUAUAACUGAAGAGGGUCUCGAGUUUGUUGAUAAUUCAAGUCUGAUAGCCGAGGACUGUACUUUGCAACCCUUGUUAUUUGGAUAUAAUGGAAGAUAGUCAAUUCGUGGUUCCUCCAGCAGUAGCUUCUACAGACUAUCCAUCCACUGGUCAAUUGCCUGCUGGAUAUGCAGCCUCCAAUCCAGACGCUACUGCUGCUGGUGGAGAAGCUGAUCCUGCAUCUUCUGCAGCUGCUGUUUAUGCUUCAGUGGAUAACACAAAUCCUGAAGCAAAAAUUGAAAUUCAAAAUUCAGGCUCUGUUGCACAGGAAGCCACAUAUGGUAUGGCUUCGGAGUCUGAAAAUGAUAAUGAGGCUUCUGGAGCUGGUCAAAACAUUGGAAGCCAAGACACCACUGCUAGUACGUACCCAGUUGAUUACAGUUCUUUGAACGGAACUGCUGCUGAUGUGGCAAGUUAUCAAUCUACUGGAGUUACCGAGAAUGGAGUUUUGACAAAUGAUGCAAGUGGUCAAGUUCUUGGGCAACCAUACGAGGAUGCGGCAUAUUCUCCUGAAGAGGAGAGAUUGUGGAAUAUGGUUAGAGUAAAUUGUUUAGACUUCAAUGCUUGGACAGCCCUUAUUGAAGAAACAGAGAAAGUUGCAGAGAAUAACAUUAUAAAGAUUAGAAAAGUCUAUGAUUCAUUUUUAGUUGAAUUCCCUCUAUGUUUUGGCUACUGGAAAAAAUAUGCUGAUCAUGAAGGGCGUCUUGAUAGCGUGGAAAAGGUUGUGGAGGUUUAUGAAAGGGCUGUUCUGGCAGUGACCUACUCAGUGGAAAUAUGGGUUAACUAUUGUCAGUUUGCCAUAUCAACAUACGAGGAUCCAGAUGUCAUUAGAAGGCUGUUUGAACGAGGUUUGGCAUAUGUAGGGACAGAUUAUCGAUCAGAUCUGUUGUGGGAUGAGUACAUUAGAUAUGAAGAGUCUCAUCAGGCAUGGAGUCAUCUUGCGAUGAUUUAUACAAGAAUACUUGAGCAUCCGAUACAACAGCUUGAUCGCUAUUUUAAUUGUUUCAAAGACUUGGCUGCUACUCGACCUUUGUCAGAAAUAAGAACUGCCGAAGAAGCUGCUUUGUUGUCUGCCACAACAGAGAAUGAUGGCCAACAAGGUCUUGAGGGCGAGGUUCGUUCUGAUGGUGUAGAACAGUCUCCUAAACCCGUAAGUGCAGGUUUAACAGAAGCAGAGGAGUUGGAGAAGUAUAUUGCAAUUAGGGAAGAGAUGUAUAAGAAAGCUAAAGAGUACGAUUCUAAGAUCGUUGGUUUUGAAACAGCUAUAAGAAGGCCAUACUUCCAUGUCAGGCCACUUGAUGACUCAGAGCUUGAAAACUGGCAGAACUAUCUUGAUUUUAUAGAGAGGGGAGAUGACUUUAAUAAGGUUGUCAAAUUGUAUGAAAGAUGUCUAAUUGCAUGUGCUAAUUAUCCCGAGUUUUGGAUCCGCUAUGUGUUAUGUAUGGAGGCUAGUGGAAGCAUGGAGCUUGCUAAUAAUGCUCUUGCUCGUGCCACUCAAGUUUUUGUGAAGAAACAGCCAGAGAUUCACCUUUUUGCUGCCAGAUUCAAGGAACUAAGUGGAGAUGUUUCAGGAGCACGUGAAGUAUAUCAGUUUCUAUACUCUGAAGGAUCUCCUGGGCUGCUAGAAGCCCUUGUGAAGCAUGCGAAUAUGGAAUAUCGUCAGGGAGAGAAAGAAGCUGCCUUUUCUGUUUAUGAAAAGGCUAUUGCUGCUGAACAGGAAAAAGAGCAGAGCCAUCUUUUGCCUAUGCUUAUUAUUCAGUACUCUCGAUUUGUAUAUUUGGUUGCUGGUGAUCUGGAAAAGGCAAGGGGAAUAUUAUCUGGAUCCUUGGGUCACCUGCAACUGUCAAGACCUGUUCUUGAGGCUGUGAUUCAUCUAGAGUCAAUUCAUCCAUCUCCUAAGCAUGUUGAGUCUGUAGAUUCAUUGGUGGAGAAGUUCAUUACACCUGAUGCUGAAAAUCCCAACGUGACUGCAAGCACGAGCGACAGAGAAGAGAUAUCUUCGAUAUUCCUGGAGUUUUUGGAUCUGUUUGGAGAUGCUCAAUCUAUCAAGAAGGCUGAGAAUCGGCAUUCUAUACUUUUCUUGCGUCACAGGCCUGCAUUAGUAUCAAGGAAACGAAGUGCUGACGAUACCUUUGCCUCGGACAGGGCUAAAAUGGCUAAGACUGGAGAUGGAGGGCAAUCAAUUAUGGGAGCCUACCCAAAUGCUCAGAGCCAGUGGCCCAGUGGUUAUGGUCAAAAGGCUCCAGCCUGGCCUCCGACUUCCCAAGCACAAGGGCAGCAAUGGAGUACUGGAUAUGCACCACAGGCUGGUUAUGCUGCAUAUGGAGGUUAUGCUAAUUAUGGUCAACCAGUGCCUCAGCCAGCUCCUCAGGCUGCCACUUACAGUGCUUAUCCUGCAACAUACCCUACCCAGGCUUAUGCACCACAACCUGCAGCAGCAGCAGCCGCAGCAGCGACAGUGGCAGCAACAGCAGCAGUGGCUGCAGCUUACCCUCAGCAGCCUGUGGCGUCAGCAGCGGCGGCUCAGCCGUAUUAUGGCACGUAUUAUUAGAUCUACCCCUUGUUCCUUUUUCUAUAACACCUGCCUCUCUGUAUACUAGAUUAGGUCCUUUUCUCUCAUCUCUGUUGUAUUUUCACUUGAUCAACGUCAAAGAUUGACUAAUUUAGGAGGGUUCAAAACUUGCUUCUAAGCUUUCAUGUAGUGAUAAUGUAAUCUGUUACCUGGGUGGUGUCUUUCUAAUUGGAUUUUCACGUUGAUGCAUUAACGAAGGACCGGCCCUUUAUGAAGUUAAUUUCUUGAGGUCUGAUUGUUAGCCGAUUGCUGUUCCUUGGUGCUUUCAGACCAAAACACAAGUGAGCUUUUGUUACGAAAACAGUUCCGAACAGCUACUCAAACAGCAUUUGUGAAGAAGCUCCCGCUAGGCCGAGCCGGUUCUUCAUUUUCUCUUUUUCAGUAAACCUGGCUACAGGAUGUAGGUUGGUGACUAGUAUCUUGGGAAAGUUAAACUUCUUAAUUUAUCGGUUAGUUAAAAGUAAAACAAAUGAGAUUACUGGUGAAGUGCAGAUGCAGUAAAUUGCAUGGUGUAUGUGAAAUUUCGCCGAACUAGUUGUGAUGUGUUUUUUUUUUUUUUUUUGUUUUUACCCUUUUUUGGUGUUUGUAAGAUGCUACCAGUGCUGGCCCACUCAUGCAUUAAGUGGGAUUUGAAUUUGGUCUUGUCAUUUGCACUA
Molecule: messenger RNA, 3449 nt
Organism: Ananas comosus (pineapple)
Lineage: Eukaryota; Viridiplantae; Streptophyta; Magnoliopsida; Poales; Bromeliaceae
Product: pre-mRNA-processing factor 39
Exons: 16
Coding region: 271-2772 (833 amino acids)
Biological process (GO): RNA processing; mRNA 5'-splice site recognition
Cellular component (GO): U2-type prespliceosome; commitment complex; U1 snRNP
Molecular function (GO): protein binding
Source: RefSeq, a predicted model, not a curated record